AUGAAGAGCGAAAGCCUCAAAGAUACGGAAUCUGGAGGGAGUGGCUCAGCAACGAACGUCUUUUUGAGUAAUGAGUUACAGGCGCGUGUCGCCGCCGCCGCCGACUUGAACAAGCACGACAGGCUCAACAGGUGCAACAAGAGCAAUAGUGCUGAGGAAGAAACGACCAACGCGAUCCCAAGCGAGGAGAUCCAAAAGCAUUUCAACGUCUUAAACAAGUUCCCGGUCGAAAGGAGGGUUGGCGAGAGCGGCAUAUCGUCUAGCGACUCCUUCUCGAUCCUUACGAUCAAAGAGAGCGACGUCGGGCCGGACGCCCGAGUCGUGAUAUGCCCUCUCCCUCCAGACCACAUACCCACCAGCUCACUCGAGGCUGUAGUCCUUCCGGCAGUCACUGGCCAGAGCUUGGUCGUCGCACGCCAGUCUCCGGAUAAUACCGACUUCACACUUGAUCUCGAAAACGGCCGUAGCUGCCGCUUCUUCUAUGAUGUCGCCAGCGAUAACCUGAUUGCUCAUAACUUGGGCAUCAAGGAGCUGCAUCUGCUCGCCCUCGAGACGGAUGAGGCUGACGGCAAAUUUGGGCAGAGUGCGAGCGUCCAGGCGCAGAUGAUCCGACCAAUUUCACCAGGCUACUGGCGUAUUGCGAAGGACAAGAACGGGAAGCCUGAUAAGUUGCUGACGGAGCUUUUGCUCUUCCGGCGACGAUACUCGUUGAAGAAAUCGAGCCAGAUUACUGCGGCGGCUGGCUCGAAGAGACCUGUAUCAGAGGACGCCGACACAGCCGUCGCUGUGAGGAGUACUUCGCUUGAACUCAUCUCCCGCGAUAACCCAAUGCUGGAGGUCCGCCAAACCACCAAGCUGAGCGUCAUUUCUUCGGAUGCGGACGACUUCGCGGUUGCCAACCUCCGAGACAUUGUCGACCGAAACGCCACUAUGGUGUUCCGUGGCAUGCACUCUAAGUUCGGUGAUUCAGUCGUCAAAGUGAUCAGAAAACGCGAAUAUUCAUCGGAAACACAUGAUGUAAUUUCCCUGGUCAGAAUGUGGAGACGAGAGGUGCAAUUUAUGGCGUCGAUGAAGCAUGACUCCAUUGUCAAGUUCUAUGGCGCAGAUGGCCGUUUCUACACCAUCUUUAUGGAGUAUCUGCCAUACCCAGACCUUUCUGCCAUCUGCGAGAUGCGGAACCGCCAGUUCUCAGGCACAGAUCAGGACGCAGUUCGCGUCUUGCGAGACUCCUCGAGCGCUCUCGCAUAUCUCGCGGAGCGCAGAAUUAUGCACAACGACAUCAAGCCUGGGAACAUCCUCUAUGACAAAACUCGCGGCGCGGUACUGAUUGACUUCGGUAUGGUGUCUGUCGAUGGCUUUUCCCGGCCACCCGGCGGGACUCCCCAUUACAUGGCUCCAGAAUCAGCAGAGGACGGGGGAAGGGUUCUCGGGAGCGAUGUCUUCUCACUCGGAGUGACCAUGCUCUACUUGCUCAAGAUGACGCCGCUGCCGGAGGCGACAGCGCGAGCUUGGGACCUUGACAAUAUGCACUGCCAACCAGCUCAAGAUUGGCGAGCCAAUGUUGGCAAGAUCAGGCAACGCCUUAGCACAGAUGGCGUUGAGGGAAUCGUCUCCAAAAUGUUGGAAGGAAAGCCCAGAAAUCGAAUUUCGGCUGCUGCUAUCACCGGGUUACUGGCAUCUUACAUUUUCGCACAGUCGUAA
Akanthomyces muscarius is the source of this 1701-nucleotide messenger RNA. RefSeq lists its product as uncharacterized. Gene Ontology annotation, cellular component: cytoplasm. The record is from RefSeq and is a predicted model, not a curated record. Gene Ontology annotation, biological process: protein phosphorylation. NCBI's taxonomy places the organism in Eukaryota, Fungi, Ascomycota, Sordariomycetes, Hypocreales, Cordycipitaceae. Bases 1 to 1701 code for a protein of 566 amino acids. Gene Ontology annotation, molecular function: ATP binding; protein serine/threonine kinase activity. The transcript has 3 exons.